Molecule: messenger RNA, 3561 nt
Organism: Drosophila rhopaloa
Lineage: Eukaryota; Metazoa; Arthropoda; Insecta; Diptera; Drosophilidae
Gene: Orc2
Product: origin recognition complex subunit 2
Exons: 3
Coding region: 296-2113 (605 amino acids)
Biological process (GO): DNA replication
Cellular component (GO): nucleus; nuclear origin of replication recognition complex
Molecular function (GO): DNA replication origin binding
Source: RefSeq, a predicted model, not a curated record
UAAAUAUACUUGUACCCAAAUUUGUUCUGGUUUAUGUUUUAAAUAGAGUGGAGUGAAGAAUUUCGGUUAUAUAAUUAAAAAAAAUAAGUAAAAUCAACUCCUUAUUUAGCCAGUUUAGGUAAUUUUGCCAGUGAUCCUUGCUAGUUUUCUGAAGGCAGACCUGUCCACACUUUUGUCGCACGUCUUUGUUAUCGAUAAUUCCCGCCUCUUCUGGGCGUUAAGUGAAUUUCGCGAAAUAUUUGUUUACCAAUUGAAUAUUUUGGAAAUAAGAGCUUCCAGUGGAUUGGCAUCCAAGAUGAGCGCCAGCAACAAGACGUCGCGGAAGCAAAACCUUAAAUCCAUAGAAAAUCUCACGAAUUCGGAAGAGGACUCCGAUUAUCUGGACACACCAAUGGUUGAGGAUGCCGGGGAAUCCGAUUCCAAAGACACCAGGCGCCGUUCCACCCGCCGACCAAGUCCCACCAAGAAAUACCAGGCCUUCAAAAACGAAACCAAUGGAAAAACGAAGGACUAUGCAGGGAUGUCGGAUGAAUUGAGCAGUGAGUCGGAGGAUCUGGAAGAAGAAGAGGCUACGGAGGAGUUGGAGAAUGCUGUCCGUCCCAGUUCAAAGGAUCUCAACCUCAUCCAAUCGGAGUACAAUGUGGCCGGCACCAGCAUGUUUGGCUUCAACACGCCCAAAAAACGCGAUGCCAUGGCCCUGGCCGCCCUAAAUGCCACGCCCAAGACACCAAAAACCCCGCGAUUGGGCCUCAAAACCCCGGACACCAAGCGCAAGAAGUCCACUGAUCAGCCAAAGACACCCGCCCAUGUGCGCAGCCGUGUCAAGAAUCAGAUUGCCAAAAUAGUGGCCGACUCGGAUGAGGAUUUCUCCGGCGAUGAAAGCGACUUCCAGCCCACUGAUGAGCACUCCUCCUCCAGCAGUAGUAACAGCGAUGGCGCCGACUCCUCAGACAACGAUGCCGCCGAUGAUGAGCCAAAGACGCCCUGCAAAGCCCGUCGUGCCAUUGUGGUCCCCGUUCUGCCCAAAACUCCAUCGGCAGCUCGGCUCAGACAAUCGGCGAGGGCCAAGAAAUCGAAUGAGUUUGUGCCCGAGAGCGAUGGCUACUUCCACUCACAUGCCAGCAGCAAGAUCCUCACCUCGGAUCACACUUUGGACCGUUUGAAGAAUCCCCGCCUGGCCGCCGAUCGUGUGUUUAGCUUGCUGUCCGAAAUGAAGCUAUCCACGGAGCAUGAGACCUCCAUUAAUGCCAUUAUGGAGGAGUAUCGUUCAUACUUUCCCAAGUGGAUGUGCAUCCUGAACGAGGGCUUCAAUAUUCUCCUAUAUGGAUUGGGCUCCAAGCGGCAGUUGCUGCAGUCAUUCCAUCGCGAGGUUUUGGAGAAACAAACAGUACUGGUGGUGAAUGGCUUCUUUCCUAGUCUGACGCUUAAGGAUGUGCUGGACAGCAUCACAAGCGAGAUCUUGGACGCGGGCGUUAGUCCGGCCAAUCCGCAUGAAGCUGUGGACAUGAUCGAAGAGGAGUUUGCCCUGAUACCUGAGACACAUUUGUUUUUAAUUGUCCACAAUCUGGAUGGAGCGAUGUUGCGCAAUGUGAAGGCUCAGGCAAUUCUAUCGCGUCUGGCGCGAGUGCCAAAUAUCCAUCUGCUGGCUUCUAUCGAUCACAUUAAUACACCAUUGCUUUGGGACCAAGGAAAGCUAAGCAGCUUCAACUUCUCGUGGUGGGACUGCACCACCAUGCUGCCAUAUACGAACGAAACUGCCUUCGAGAAUUCGUUGCUGGUGCAGAAUUCCGGGGAACUGGCCCUCUCCUCGAUGCGCAGUGUGUUCUCCUCGCUGACGACCAACUCGCGUGGCAUAUACAUGCUUAUUGUCAAGUACCAACUGAAGAAUAAGGGAAAUGCCACAUACCAGGGCAUGCCAUUCCGGGACCUUUACUCAAGUUGUCGCGAGGCCUUCUUAGUCAGUUCGGAUCUUGCCCUGCGCGCUCAACUCACAGAGUUCCUUGAUCACAAACUGGUCAAGUCAAAGCGAAGCGUUGAUGGCUCCGAACAGCUAACCAUUCCCAUUGAUGGCGGACUGCUGCAGCAGUUCCUCGAGGAGCAGGAGAAGAAAUAAGCCGUCGACGUAAUUUUAGAACAUAUUAAUUUAUUAUCUAAUAUUGUUAAAUACAAUUACAAUUUCGCUUUUUAAAAAUGUCGUGUUGCUGUCACUUGUAUUGCCCAUUAGUGCAGAAUUUUCUUUGUUUGUCAAGUUCUACACAUUUAGAUUGGCAUGCAUAAAAGUUGUCGGUUUACUAGAUACACAUUUUAGAUGGCUAGUUUUGUCUUCCCCAAACUGAGUUCCUUCCAAUUGCGAGCAGAGCAACACAAAACUUAACACUCCAAGUGCUUACCACCUUCGGGGAUGACCGCAAUUAUAUUAGAUUAGGAUUAGAUGAGGCGAAAUAAAUAUAGCUAAGCAUGCCAAAAUUAUACAACUCCCUACCGGUCAUCCCGUGGUUCCAUCCAUUCCAAAGGCUAAUAUUGGUUACCUAUUACUAUACAGACACGCACAUACACAGAUUAAAGCAUUGGACUUGUAACUAGUUAAUUGUGCAUUCGAAACAAAAUGAAAUUGCUGCGUCUAAGGCUAGUUUAUUUACACUUUCUUGAUAGAUAGCAAAUCACAUGCAAUGUCAAUCGGAAGUACACAUACAAUGGAAAUCGUUCGUAGUUGAUCCUAUCAUUAUUAUUUUACGUUAUUGCAAAAAUUCUACCCUUUCCUGAAUACCUGAAUUGUACACACCAAGUUUACGAUCUGCAUUUUAGCAUAUAAAAUUGUCAUCUCUGCCUCGCUUUUCGUUUAUUUAAUAGUUAGAUAAAUUGUUAUCACGUUUACUUUACUCGUAUAUUUAACGUUCGUUUGUGGGAAAAGUUGAAAUGUUCUGAAUCAAUCAGAAGAGAAACCACCCAAAAGGAUCUCCCCUUUACAAAAUGAAUCGAUGCAUAAGUGUUUUUGUUUUUUUUCAGUUUAUAUCUGCUUACUAUACACAAAUUGCUACUGUUUGCAUUUAUUUCGACAAUGUUUGUUUGUUUUUAUAGUUUUGUACAACAAAUUAAUUACAGUUUGCGCUUAAACAAAGAGAAACAAGAUGCUGAUUUUAAAUACUUAAGAAAAGAAAAGACAAACAAAAAGAAGUGAAUAGAGACGAAUAUUGAAAAAUAGAACUUGGGGAUAGUGGGAGCUCCCUCUGGUAAACAAUUAAUUUAUACAUUCUCCUCAACUUCAAGGGGAGGGCGUGGAUUUUGGUGGGUGGGUGCAAAUAAACCUUGAAUGCUUUGAAAAUUGUUCCGAGUUUACAUAUACACAAUAUAUAAAUCAACUUCAUUAUCAUAUCCGUAUCAUUACUCAUUUACUCGUUACUCAUUAGUCAUACUCAUCGAAUAUACAUCACAAUCAAAGUGUACGCUUUGUAAUUAUACGCAGUAAUCGGUAAUCAUAAUCUUUAUAAUUAUUAUAAUAAUAAUAGUUACGCUCUCAGUGAAUUUCUUUAUUUUUUGUUGUAUUUAUGCCUUCGAUUUAUU